Molecule: messenger RNA, 789 nt
Organism: Symbiodinium sp. CCMP2592
Lineage: Eukaryota; Dinophyceae; Suessiales; Symbiodiniaceae
Source: the annotation of a GenBank genome assembly
AUGGCCAGCGGCGGCCGGCUGGGUCCAGGUCCGCCGCUGGGUGCUGCGGGGCACCGCCCAGGGCCGCCUAGGUUGGUGGCCAGCGGCCGAGCCUCCGUGCAACGAGGUUCGCCAAGGCCAAGGGCCGAGAAAAGAGCCGAAGGAGCCCGCGAAGGUGCUGCUCGGCCCAAGAGGGGCCCAGACCCGGCAGCGCAUGUGGGGGUUGUGGAGGCAGAGCGGCAUGCGAUGCGCCUCCCCGGAGUCGCAGUCGGAGUCGACUUGCAGGUGCCUUCUCGAGACAGAGACAGCCCCGAGCAAGGUGACCGGCCGGCGCAGUCUCCGACGCGCUGGUCCCAAGCCGCCCGCCGCACGUGCGACUUGGACGAGGAGCUGGCCAUGGCUGUGCUGGAGCAGGAUCUCCAUCAGCAGGAGCGUCGGCAACAACACGAAGCGCAGCUGCGUGCCGAGGACGAGCUCCUUGCGAUGGUGCUGGCUCUCAGUCUCGCGGAGGACGCAAGUGGCCGGAUUCAACAGGAAGCUGAGAUGGCCUUGAGUGGCGCCAGCAGCAGGGCGAGAGCGGCGGGCCGUGCCGCCGAAGUCCGCGCACGGCUUCCCGUGCAGGAAUGGCAGGCCGGUUCUUCGUCCACCGAGUGCGCUUUGUGCCUGGACGAGUUUUCUCCGGGGGACAAAGUCACGCGGCUUUUCUGCUUUCACGCCUUCCACAGCGACUGCCUGGAGCCUUGGCUGAGGCGUUCAGAGACUUGCCCCACGUGCAAAAGGCACCUCCUUGACCACAUGGAGCCCGAAUGA